This is a messenger RNA of Balaenoptera ricei (Rice's whale), 255 nucleotides long. RefSeq names its product translation machinery-associated protein 7-like. The record is from RefSeq and is a predicted model, not a curated record. Lineage: Eukaryota; Metazoa; Chordata; Mammalia; Artiodactyla; Balaenopteridae.
GGGUCUGAGAAAGGGGGCACAGAAGCUGUGUCCGGCUGUGAAGAUGGCAAGAAGUAGUCCCUGAAGCAGCCCAGAAUGGCCAAGGAAGAUAAGGCAUUCAAGCAGAAACAGAAAGAGCUGCAGAAGAAACUCAAGGAGCUAAAAGCAAAGGCCAUGGGGAAGGGCCCCCUGGCCACAGGUGGAAUUAAGAAAUCUGGCAAAAAACUGUUCCUUGUGCCUGAGGCAAUGGUGAUCCUUAAUUCCAUUCUCAUUUAA